Messenger RNA from Fusarium redolens, 1203 nucleotides. RefSeq lists its product as uncharacterized. NCBI's taxonomy places the organism in Eukaryota, Fungi, Ascomycota, Sordariomycetes, Hypocreales, Nectriaceae. The transcript has a single exon. The coding region runs from base 1 to 1203 and encodes 400 amino acids. The record is from RefSeq and is a predicted model, not a curated record.
AUGGGCUACCUCUCCACCAUCGCAGGCUACGCCAUCCUCAUUGGCUUUGGCUACGCCAUCUACCAAUUAUCUCAAGGCCAGAGAGCUCGAAAUCAACCACGGGCUCAAAUCAAGCCGGCCAAGAGCUCGCAGGCGGAGACUCGCAAGGAGGACCGCAAGAAGAAGCAGCGCCAGGAGGCCUUCGCAUCAGAGGCACAGGAGACUUCCAAGAAACCCAAGGCUGAACCAGAGACCAGUGCUUGGACGAGUAAUGCUAAGGACAAGGACGACAAUGUUGACAACCGCGAAUUUGCGCGACAACUGGCAAAGGCCAAGGAGGGCACCAAGUUUGCAGCCAAAUCUGAUGCUGGCAAGCAGCGAGAGAAGUCUGUCAAGCAAUCUCGCGCCAACAAGGUGGCCGGUGCCGCCGAGGAGAAGGAGUCGGCUCCUUCAUCUACUACUGGUGCCGACGCCGACGAUGAUCAGUCUUCUGUAACCUCGCCUGAGGUCGGACCCGCCGUCGCAGUCGCAGGCGAUGUCUCCGACAUGCUCGAAGCCGCUCCGGCUCGCACAACCGUUCUUCGUCUGACCGACACCGAACCCAAAAAGCAGAACAAGAAGACACCCAAGGCCGAGGCUCCUGUUGAGACCAAGAAGCAGCGCCAGAACCGUAAGAAGGCCGAGGCGGCCAAGGCUGCUCGUGAGGAGUCUGAGAAGGAGCGAAAGGUUCUCGAGGAGAAGCAACGCCGCGCCGCUCGCAUUGCCGAGAACCGUACCGCUAAGGACGGCUCCCAGUUCACUGCUGCCCAGAACAAGUCAUCAGCUUGGAAGGAGGGAGCUCCCAAGGCCCCCGAAGCUGCCCAGACGAAUGGCUUUCAUCAGCCCCUCGACACAUACGAGAAAGCCCCUGCUUCUGCAGUCAAUGCCCCCAAGAGCACUGACAGCAAGUGGAUCAAGUCUCUACCUUCUGAAGAGGAACAGAUUCAGCUCCUCCAGAACGACGAUGACUGGAGCACUGUCAAGACUAAGUCUAAGAAGGGUGCUAAGAAUGCUACUUCAGCUGGAUCUGGCGACGAGGCUGCGGCCCGCCCCGCCGUCCAGCCCAAGCAACCCACAGGACCCAACAAGGCUUCUCAGCCUUCCCAGUCAUUUGGAUCUUUCUCUGCAUUGACCAGUAAGGACGACGCUGCUGAGGAAGAGCAGGAGGAAGAGUGGGAUGUUUAA